UGCGGCGGCGCCGGGGGGGCGGGGCGCAGCGGCCGUCAGCUGACUGUGGCGGCGGCGGCGGCGGCCUCGCGGUGACAACCGUCCGCGUCGCAGGCUCCGGCGGGUGUUUCUCGGGUCGGUGAGGCGCGGGGCCCGCGGCAGGAUCAUGGCGACCACUGUCAGCACGCAGCGUGGGCCGGUGUACAUCGGGGAGCUCCCGCAGGACUUCCUCCGCAUCACGCCCACGCAGCAGCAGCAGCAGAUCCAGCUGGACGCCCAGGCCGCGCAGCAGCUGCAGUACGGAGGGGCGGUGGGCACCGUGGGCCGCCUCAGCGUCACCGUGGUGCAGGCAAAGCUGGCGAAGAAUUACGGCAUGACCCGCAUGGACCCGUACUGCCGGCUGCGCCUGGGCUAUGCCGUGUAUGAGACACCCACGGCCCACAACGGUGCCAAGAACCCACGCUGGAACAAGGUCAUCCAGUGCACGGUGCCCCCGGGGGUGGACUCUUUCUACCUGGAGAUCUUCGAUGAGCGAGCCUUCUCCAUGGACGACCGCAUCGCCUGGACGCACAUCACCAUCCCCGAGUCCCUGAAGCAGGGCAAGGUGGAGGACGAGUGGUACAGCCUGAGCGGGCGGCAGGGCGACGACAAGGAGGGCAUGAUCAACCUGGUCAUGUCCUACACG
Oryctolagus cuniculus (rabbit) is the source of this 664-nucleotide messenger RNA. The record is from RefSeq and is a predicted model, not a curated record. Lineage: Eukaryota; Metazoa; Chordata; Mammalia; Lagomorpha; Leporidae.